UGCACCAGGAAGUACUUCUUAUCUCCGCUAGAGACCACGUGGGUGUAAGAGUAGUGUCCAAGUCAACACAGCCUUGCCUUUGACUGUGGAAGAUUCUGCUAUUAAGCGCAAUACACAGUGUCUAUCUACGUAUAUAGACAGACCUGUUAAGCAGGUUACACCAAGCAAAUGGCAACAGACGCAAAAAGACCCAAGCAGGACAAUGGAGCCAGCGCACAGAACCCCGGAGAGGACAAAACGCUCCAUUCUUUCCUCAGCUGGUGUAAAGAGGUCAGACUGGAACUCAGUGAGAAGGUGUACGUUAGCAGGGAAGGCACUGUGGCUGACUACGGAAUGCUAGCCAGGGAGGAGAUUGAAGAAGGAGAGGUGAUCUUCUCAAUCCCCAGGGCCGCCCUGCUGAAUCAGCACAGAACCGCCAUCCACUCCAUCCUCGAGAAAGCUGAAGAGGGCUGUGCCUGGUCUCCCUGUCUCUCUCCAGAGGAGGAGUCCCUGAAGAGCCAGUCCGGCUGGGUCCCUCUCCUCCUGGCUUUGAUGUUCGAGUACACCAACAGCGAGUCUUACUGGAGCCCCUACCUGUCUCUCUGGACAGACUUCAGGGCUCUUGACCACCCCAUGUUCUGGCCCGAGGAGGAGAGAGAGAGGCUGCUGCAGGGCACAGGGGUCCCGGAGGCUGUCGAGAGAGACCUCGCCAACAUUCUGAAGGAGUACAACGACAUCGUCCUGCCUUUUAUCCAAUCGCAUCGCGAGGUGCUGGACCCGCAGAAGCACACGCUCGAGCUCUACCAGAGCCUGGUGGCCUUUGUCAUGGCCUACAGCUUCCAGGAGCCCCUGGAGGAGGAUGAGGAAGAUGAGAAGGAGCCCAACCCUCCCAUGAUGGUUCCCAUGGCGGACAUCCUAAAUCAUGUGGCCAAUCACAAUGCCAACCUGGAAUUCAGAACAGACAGUUUAAAAAUGGUGUCUGUCAGGAGGAUCAAGAAAGGAGAGGAGGUGUUCAACACCUAUGGAGAGUUGGCCAACUGGCAGCUCUUGCACAUGUAUGGCUUUGUCGAGUCGUACCCGAGCAACACCAACGACAGUGCAGACAUCCAGAUGGCCACCGUGUACAAGGCUGCACUGCAAGCUGCCAGGACAGAGUCGGAGCGCAGCCUAGUGGUGGAGAAAUGGGAUCUCCUGUGCCAGCUGGACAUUGUGGGCGAGGAGAGGGCGUUUGUGUUUGGUCAGUCUGGAUCGCUGACCGACGAGGAGCUCUACACCUCACUCAAGGUGCUCUGUAUGCCUGUGGAGCAGUUCAAGGAGUUUAAAGAGAAUGAGGGCUGGGAGGAAGCUGAGGAGGAUGAUGAGGAUGAGAUGGCAGCAGCACUGUCCAAUGAGGGGAUUCCCAAACUGAGCUUGCCAUGGAGACAGCUGCUUGGGGAUAGUGUCACCCUCACACUCCAGGACUAUGCAGACAAGCUGCAGCCAGACAAGGAGCUGCUGGGAGAUCGGCAAGCAUACGGCCGUCUCAGCAGCAGGGAACGCCUAGCGUUGCAGCUCCGCUAUGGGCAGAAAGUAACUCUACACCAGCUUCUGGAGCUGACACUGUGCCACUCCAUCUGAGAAUUGACUGCAGGGAUUUAAAACACAAAUUUGGAAAAUAUUUUCACAUCAUUAAUCCUUUUAAGGAAUCCUUUUGUCUUUUUCAAAUCCUUUGGAACACGCACUUUUCAAAUGGCAAUACAUUCACACACCUCCCAAACAUUUUACCGUAGGUCAUUGAGCUGAACUUUCAUUAGUGUCAAUUUAAUCAAGCACACAUGACAUUUUAUAUAUAUACUAUAUAUAUAUAAAAAAAAAUGUUCUGCAAGAUGUCAAUUAAGAGUUUAAUUACAAUUGGAUGAGGGGUUUCUAAGACUUAACAGUUCAGCUAUACAGAUGUCUUUCCUCAGUAAAUUGAAAAUCAGGAACUUCUGUUUAUUACAUUUUAAACCGAUGAAGUAAACUGUUAGACACACGAGGCAUUUUAAGCCUUUAGAAUAAAGCACUUCAGCAUCUGG
This is a messenger RNA of Acipenser ruthenus (sterlet), 2033 nucleotides long. Its product is annotated as N-lysine methyltransferase setd6-like. Gene Ontology annotation, molecular function: protein binding; protein-lysine N-methyltransferase activity. Gene Ontology annotation, biological process: peptidyl-lysine monomethylation. Bases 169 to 1596 code for a protein of 475 amino acids. The transcript is spliced from 9 exons. The record is from RefSeq and is a predicted model, not a curated record. Lineage: Eukaryota; Metazoa; Chordata; Actinopteri; Acipenseriformes; Acipenseridae. Gene Ontology annotation, cellular component: nucleus.